GCAAAUUAGAAAGGGAAAAGGUGGUAGCAAAGGCGGGUUCAUGACAUCAGAGGAGCUGACGAAGCUUACAAACUGGAAGAUAAACAUCAACCCCGACGAGUAUGCGUAUGUAUACCCCUAACAAGCUUCGCGCGCUGACGUCCAACCUCAGCAACCGUGAUCAAUUUCGCACCGUACAGCUCGACUUACUGCGUAGCGCCGGUGAUGACAGCUUCAAACAGAAAUCUGAAUUCGCGUUCCGGCAAUGGCAUAACAACUGGAAGAAUAACCCCGUCGACUUCAUGGAAACUCUGGGCUUCAAGGGCAUCGAUGCUUCCACCGCUGCGCUUAUGCUCGCUCUCUUUGAACCAAAAAUAAUUCCUAUAUGCGCGCCGGAGUUAUACCGCUGGCUACAUUGGGAAGAUGAGCCGAAGGGCAAAUCCAAAACUACAGGGUGGCAGCGACGGGUUAGGCACACGUUGAAGGAGUACAAGAGCGUGUGCGCAAAAACACAUAUGCUACAGAAGCGUCUCAAACGCGCGAAUGGCGGCCGCAAUAUUGCCGCGCUACAUAUCUGGAUGGCGGCGUACAUGCUCGCGAGGGAGAAGGUUGACGUGGACGGCGAGAUUGCGGAUAAAGGCACGUGGAGGAGCUUCAUUGAGGGCCUUGAUGAGGAAGACGAUGAUGAGUACAGCACUGACAGCGACGACCACUACGAGUUCUAUGAUCUGGAAGACCAGGUUAUCGAGAAUGGGCCGGAUGGGCCGCCCCUCUACGAUCGGCUGGGCUAUGAGCUGUCGUACGAGAAGAUCGCGGCAGUGAGAGGGAUAGGCGGUCGACGCGUACGUACGGGGCGACCCGGUGAGAACUAGAGAACCUUUUAUGAUGCUGCGUACGAGCGCAUGGAGCAGCGAUUGGAUCGGGAAGAGGAGCGCAAGACAGAGAUAAUGGGUAUGCAUCGUGAUAACGUUUCUGCACUUAGUUUCGAGAUGUGGAACGACCGCGUUGCAAGGGAUUUGGGAAUCCCGUAUCACAAGGUUGAGUUUGAACAUUUUGAGGAGUGGUACGCCAAGGGGUUUAGGCCGA
Messenger RNA from Aplosporella prunicola CBS 121167, 1065 nucleotides. RefSeq lists its product as uncharacterized. The coding region runs from base 102 to 851 and encodes 249 amino acids. NCBI's taxonomy places the organism in Eukaryota, Fungi, Ascomycota, Dothideomycetes, Botryosphaeriales, Aplosporellaceae. The record is from RefSeq and is a predicted model, not a curated record. The transcript has a single exon.